Messenger RNA from Manihot esculenta (cassava), 2040 nucleotides. RefSeq names its product protein ENDOSPERM DEFECTIVE 1. Gene Ontology annotation, biological process: centrosome cycle; spindle assembly. Bases 203 to 1807 code for a protein of 534 amino acids. Gene Ontology annotation, molecular function: microtubule binding. The transcript is spliced from 6 exons. Lineage: Eukaryota; Viridiplantae; Streptophyta; Magnoliopsida; Malpighiales; Euphorbiaceae. The record is from RefSeq and is a predicted model, not a curated record. Gene Ontology annotation, cellular component: centrosome; cytoplasm; nuclear microtubule.
CCGUUUGGAACUGCUCCAAGUAACGGCUAGUUUUCUCAUCUUGCCGAUUCAACUCUUCUUGCAGCAGAAAAACAGCCCAAUAGUCUCUCUUCCACCACUGCCAAAAAUAUCUCCUUAAUUUCACAAAUUCAGAAUAUUUAGAUUCAAAUCCAGAGAAUUGGAUUUUUUUUUCCUCUUUGGGAAUUCGAUUCUGAAGAAAGAAAUGAGUGAAUCGAUGGUAGAAGUUGGCGCAUCGAUGCAAGACCAGGCUGUUAAUCCUCAUCUUCCUCCACCUCCUCCCCCUCAUACUCACCGGCGGCCAAGGGUGAGGGAGGUGAGCUCUAGAUUCAUGUCUCCGGUGGCACCAUCUUCCUCUUCUUCUUCCUCCCCUCUGCCCAAUAAUAAGCAGCGAUCCAGCUCUGUGCAGAAGCAGCGGCAAACAGAGCCUCUCUCCUGUUCCGACGAGAACAGACCCACCAUGACUGACUUCACUCGGAGCCCACCGCAGAGGAAGCAUCAGCAUCGCGCUGUGAUGAAACUUUUCAAGGAGAAUGGUGCAAGUAGCAGACCAGAUCAACCAACUUCCAGAUCUCACUUCCGGCCGGAUACCCCGACAGUUGCCACUACUGCCACUUCUUCCUCUAAAUUACGACUGAUGCAGCAGCGAUCUACCCCCAGCACCAUCUCAGCCGCUGCAAAGCUCUUGCAAUCCUCAGGGAUGUCAUCGUCCCAUUUGGGUAGUUCAAAUUUGAUUGAAUCAUCUCCAUCUCCAUCUCCAUCUCCAUUGACAUCGCCAUCGUCGUCGCCAUCUCGAUCAACUUGUUCUGGUUGUGACGGUCAUGAAAAUUGUGAAAAUCAUAAUAUUGAAGGCAACCACUUAUCCCAAAGCAGUUCCACUCAGUCACUUCCUGAUCUCCGCUCUUCUAUGCCGGAGACGGGUAUGUUGCCUAAGGUCUCCAGUAGAUUUUUGGCAGAUAGAAAUCUUAACAGGCCUAAUGGAACGGCUGCUGAUUCCUCUAAAUUCUUUGCUUCACCUUGCUCCCGGUCCCUUGAUUUUCCACAAUCCUCUACAUUUGAAUACUCUCUGAUACAUUCUAUGAAAGGCAAGCAGUAUACUAAUUCUGUGAAGACGGGUAGUGGGCUUCCUCUGCCUCCAGUCCCUCAUGCAAAGCAUGUAACUGAUUUCAGUAGAAAGGGAAGGAAAAUUGUCAGUCAUCAAGAAGCUGUGCAUUCUCUAAGAUUGCUUCAUAACCAUUAUUUGCAGUGGCGAUUUGUGAAUGCAAAAGCUGAGGCCUCUAUCAAAUCUCAGAAAAGAGAAACUGAGAGAACAAUAUAUUCCCUUGGUGUGAAGAUAUCAGAAUUAUAUGACUCGGUGAAAAGAAAACGCAUUGAACUUGGCCUUUUGCAGAGGGUGAAAACUCUAUACACAAUUCUUGAAGCUCAGAUGCCAUAUCUGGAGGAAUGGUCUGCUCUUGAACCAGAUUAUUCAGUAUCUUUGUCAGAAGCAAUUCAAGCUUUGUUGAAUGCCUCACUUCGACUUCCAAUUAGUGGGAAUGUUAAAACUGAUAUUAGAGAAGUAGGGGAAGCAUUGAACUCUUCAAUGAAGUUGAUGGAAUUAAUAGCUUCCCAUAUUCAAAGCUUUAUGCCAAAGGCUGAACAAAUGGAAAUUCUUAUUUCAGAACUGGCCAGGGUAUCUGGAGGAGAAAGAGCACUUAUUGAAGAAUGUGGGGAUCUGUUAGCUAUGACAUAUAAAUCACAGGUAGAGGAAUGCAGCUUACGUGGCCAAAUUAUUCAGUUAAAUAGAAUUCAUGGUCAACUACAGGGAUGAGCAAUAAUUCAUUGGUUUUGAAGAUUUCCUUUCUCUUUUCUUGCUUUUUUUUUUUUUUUAAUUUUUUAAACCUCUAUCGCUGAUGUGCUUUUUCAAAAGGAGAAAAAGAAAAAGGAAAGAAAGAGCAAUGACAUGAAAAUCAAUUUGUUUCCCUUGGGCCAUAUUGGCCUUAUUGUCAUAAUCCAUAACACAGAUGUAAUUACAUAUAAAUUCACGAGAGUUCUGGAGCCUAA